Schistocerca americana (American grasshopper) is the source of this 1606-nucleotide messenger RNA. It is a transcript of the gene wus, whose product is annotated as dnaJ homolog subfamily C member 22. The record is from RefSeq and is a predicted model, not a curated record. The transcript is spliced from 5 exons. Lineage: Eukaryota; Metazoa; Arthropoda; Insecta; Orthoptera; Acrididae. Bases 118 to 1182 code for a protein of 354 amino acids. Gene Ontology annotation, cellular component: early endosome; plasma membrane. Gene Ontology annotation, biological process: endocytosis.
GCCGGAGUACCGUAAGCGCGACCGGUGAAUGUGUGUCAACGAAACAGUUGUGAAUGCUGUGGGUUUUGUAAGAGUAGGUAACCUAUUUUAUUUGCGCGACCAACGAGAAGAGAAGAAAUGGCGAAGAAGAGUGUGUUUUUAACAUAUCUAUUAUGGUUAGUUGGUGGUGUCUUUGGUUUGCAUCACUUGUACUUAGGAAGAGAUUUGCAGGCUUUUCUGUGGUGUUGUACCCUCGGUGGAUAUGUUGGAUGUGGUUGGCUGCGAGAUAUAGUUUUUAUCCCGGAAUAUGUGGCAGAUGCAAAUGAAGAUGAGAAGUUUAUGGAAAAGUACGUCGAAAAAAUCAGGAAACAUAAUACACCUCCAUUCUCACUGACGAGGUACACAGGAAUGAUAAUUGUGGCCUACGUAUUUACCUCUGUUUUGAUGUUAGCCAUACCAGAAGAAGAAGUUGGUGGUAUUGACUGGAACUGGUUGGUUGUCUUCGUGCCUCUUGCAUGUGCCUUAGGUGUUUGGGCUGUGGGUAAUAUUGGGCGACAGAAAGGAACAAUAUGGUGGGCACUAGCCGCAGCCUUUGCAGUAUAUCCUUUCCGAACAUACUUUUCAGAUGAUUCCACAUGGCUUACUACAAUGACUUUUUUAUCAGCAUCAGCAUUUGAUAAUAAAUCCAAACAAUGGAGGAGGACACACAAGAGGAGGUCUCUUUGCAGGCGGCUGACAGUGUUCACAUUGUGUUUAUCACUGUAUAUGUCAUUGUGGUGUAGCUACAUAUACUUCAAUGCUAAACUCACAGACAGUAAUGGUGAAGAAGUUAGAGUGCAUGAAGCUUUGCAUCAUCUUUUUACAUCUCCACUAUGGACCGACCUAAAACAGUCAUUAAAAGACACAUACAACUUUGCUCAGCAUCAUGGAUGGUAUGAGACAUGGAAAUUGGUUGUUGACUUGUCAGAUCCUCAUGGGGAGCAAAAUGCCUACAAGGUUUUGGAAGUAUCAAGCAGUGCGACACAGGCUGAGAUAACAUCCAGUUGGAGAGCUUUGUCAAGAAAAUACCACCCAGAUAAAGUGAAAGAUCCAGACAAACGGCGAGAGGCACAGGAAAAAUUCAUGGAAAUUCAGCAGGCAUAUGAAAUUGUCUCCAGCAUUAGGGCAAAGAGAAGUAGCAGAAACAAAAGAUACAAUCCUUAAUGUUGGAGAACAUGGAUCCCUGUGAGGACUUUCGUUUGUGUGUGUGUGUGUGUGUGUGUGUGUGUGUGUGUGUGUGUGUAGAGUUUUUCGUGGUUUAUUUAUUUUAUAGUGUUUACUAAUGUUUUUACCAAAGCAAUAUAUCUGAGUUCUGUGAUGGGAAAUCAAUCUUAAAAAUAGAUUUAAGUGUCUUUUUGGCCCGGUAUUGUUAAUGAUAAGUGUAACUACGAGUUCACCUAGCGUUUUGUGAGAAGAGUUCAGGCUGUAAGGAAUAUUUCUAUGUUUUGUGAUCUGUUGAGACAGUGAGUGUCAUGUGAUUAUAAACAUGUGACACACAAAGGAAGUAAUUCAGACAGUGUUUCUUAUUUUUAUAACUGAAAGGUUCUUGAAACCUUUUUUAUAUUGGGCUAUUGUUGAUGUAAAUAAU